AUGCCCCCGGCCACAACCAUCUCCGCCCCCGCCGUCGUCCCGGCUCGCGCCUCCUGCGUCCUCCCCAACGGAACCGACCGCAACCCUAUCUCCAACACCACCUCCAGCCCCGCCACCACCCCCCACCUCCCCUGCACGACCUCCUCCUCCUCCGCCCACGACGACGAUGAUCACGAAGCCUCCAUGUGGUGCAAUCCCGACACCACCGCCACCACCACCAGCCGCCUAGACGGCCUCUGCCAAGCCGGCUCCUGCACCGACCGCACCUGGCAGGCGAAAAGGUGCGUCCAGCUGUGCGUCGACGGCGAGUCGAUGGGCGGCGACGCGCACGUGGUGCUGCUGACGCAGUGCGCGGACAGGAGUUUCUGCUGCGACCGAGACGGGUCGGGGGAGCGGUGCUGCGAGGAGGCCGGCCGGGGGAGGUGGGUUGGUGUCGGUGAGGGGGGCGUCGUGGUGGAUGCGACGACGGCUGUGGCCGAUCCGGAUCGAGCGGUGUUGGCGAGGGCGGCGGAGAGGACGGCGGUGGCGCCUGCGGGUGAGACAGGGGCAACGCCUGCACCGUCUGAUGCGGCUGGUGAUUCGAGUUCGUCCAAUGCGGGGCUGAUUGCGGGUGGUGUGGUGGGUUGCGUUGUGGGUGGCUUGGUUAUUGCGGCGGGGAUUUGUGUCCUGAUGAGGUUGAGGAGCGGGUCGAGGAGUCAUGGCCCACGAGUUUCGACCGACGACGUACCUAUGUCUCCGGAGGGUCCGGCGGCGACGGUUCACAAAGCGGCAAGGCCGGGGAGAAAGUGA
Diplodia corticola is the source of this 789-nucleotide messenger RNA. RefSeq lists its product as uncharacterized. NCBI's taxonomy places the organism in Eukaryota, Fungi, Ascomycota, Dothideomycetes, Botryosphaeriales, Botryosphaeriaceae. The record is from RefSeq and is a predicted model, not a curated record. Bases 1 to 789 code for a protein of 262 amino acids. The transcript is spliced from 2 exons.